Leishmania braziliensis MHOM/BR/75/M2904 is the source of this 1413-nucleotide messenger RNA. RefSeq lists its product as hypothetical. Gene Ontology annotation, molecular function: protein binding. The transcript has a single exon. The record is from RefSeq and is a predicted model, not a curated record. Lineage: Eukaryota; Euglenozoa; Kinetoplastea; Trypanosomatida; Trypanosomatidae. The coding region runs from base 1 to 1413 and encodes 470 amino acids.
AUGAGCACUUCCGCCACGGCACCCGUUGGCAAGUGGGUGAUUGUGCGCUCCGAUCGCCUUGUCGUGUCGGUGGACAAGACCAACCACACUUACUUUCUUGGACGCGGGCGACAACUGCCAGCUGCGCAGCUGCUGUCGCACAAGUACGCAUCGCGGGAGCACCUCGCCAUGGUAUGGCACCCGCCUCACCUCUGCAUGGUCCAGGUGGGAAAGAAUCCUUCUUUCCUCGGUGCGAGCUGCACACCUGUGCCCCGGCUGCGUGGUGACGCCACCACCGAGUCAGAAGAACACAGUCCGCCCCUGUGGCAGCGUGCGCAGGUGCGAUUUAGUGCGACGGCUGCUGUGAAGGAGGCCACAGCGCACCAGAGCGCUGGCGACGUCAUUACGGUCGAUGUACCUCUCUCUGACCCACUGACGGUCAUGCACGCGCCUGAUCGCCAUUGGAUCGGCGCGGCGACGGUGCACUUCCCUGAUGAACUUGGCCUACCAACACUGACGGUGCGCUUUGAGGAGACCGAGGCCACACGCGAAGAUGCCACAGCGGCGGUGACGACGAAGACGACUGCGGAGAUGCUCACUGUCCCGUUGGCCAGGGCAGUCGGCGGGGGCGACGACGACGACGAUGACGGCCCGAGUGACGGGGAAAAGAGAGCUGACCUGUCCUCACAGGGACGGACUUGGGCUGGCGAAGGUGCAGCGGCGGACGACGGGAGUGGGAAGCCGGAGUGGCGUGGCUUACUAGAUGUGGCGCUCCAGCAGCAGCAGCAGCAGCGGGAAGGAACUUCGGUCUCAUCACCGGCAGCGCAGGCCUACGAAGCUCGACCAGCCUCACAGCAUGUUCCUGCAGCUUUCGCGCCAUCCACGCAGGUCUCGGUUGGCAGCGUAGCGGAUAAAACACCCCCACCUUCUGCUGCCGCUGCGGACCCUGCACCGCACAGGGUGGGGUUGUGGGAGUGGAAGAACCACGGGAAGGGUAAGGAUAACGGAGCCACGUCAUGGAGCAAGUACAACCUCGCCGUGGCACAGCUCCUGGAGGAGGCAUAUCGAGACGCCUCGAUUGCCAAGAUCAAGAUCCCUGACUCGGCCAUGUUUGGCAAGGCGGAGGCGAGAGGCUACACCUACGGCGUGUGUUUCGCGGAGAAAGCGCUCGAUGGGGCGAUGAUCCAGUAUUCCCUGGAGUUGCCCGGGAACUUUUGCUUAAUCCGUCGUACCGGCGGGCCUCCGGUGGACAGGCGGCGCGCAAAGAAGGCGCACGUCAUUCCAACGCCGCCAUCGUCAGAGGAUGAAGAAAGCGAUGGUGAGGCGGACUCCAGCGAUGACUCUUACUCGGAGGAGAGCGUGUCCUCUUCUUCCUCGUCCAGCAGCAUCAGCACUGACGUCACGCCCCAAUGGAAGAAGCGGCGUCGCCGCUAG